AAAAUAUGUGCUGACGUGAAUAAUUGUUCAGAUAAGACUCUUCAAUCUGUUUCGGUAUCGUAACAAGUACCGUAUUACUGAAGAGGCAGCCGAACCACUUCACCUACUAGUACAGGAUUAAACCCGACAUCGCAACCUUGUAGUCUGUCUUUAGAAAUAGAGAUGUCUGGAGGUCAGAAAAUUAUUCUAGUCACAGGGGGAACUGGACUUGUCGGUAAUGCCAUUCGAGAUGUUGUGGAUGAAGAUUUGAGACCUGAUGAGAAGUGGAUUUUUAUCGGUUCUAAGGACGCAGAUCUAUGUAACAAGCAAAGUACAGAGGCUUUAUUUGAAAAGUAUAAACCAACUCAUGUAAUACAUCUAGCAGCUAUGGUUGGAGGCUUAUUCCACAAUAUGUCUCACAAUUUGGAUUUUUUGAGAAAAAAUCUACACAUGAACGACAAUGUGUUACAAACUGCACAUGAGAAUAACGUUAGCAAAGUUGUAUCUUGUCUUUCGACAUGUAUAUUUCCAGAUAAGACAACUUAUCCCAUUGACGAAACUAUGAUUCAUAACGGUCCUCCCCAUCCGUCUAACUAUGGUUAUAGCUAUGCAAAGCGACUAAUUGAUGUAGCAAAUAGGGGUUACGCUCAACAACAUGGUAGACUUUACACCAGUGUGAUUCCCUGCAAUGUUUUCGGACCUCACGAUAAUUUUCAUCCAAGUGCUAGUCAUGUGGUUCCUGGAUUGAUGAGGAAACUUCAUGAUAUAAUUGCGGAUGGUAACACUGAGGAUAAGGUCUUCACAGUCUUGGGGUCUGGUAAGCCAUUGCGACAAUUCAUUUACAGCAGAGAUUUGGCGAAGCUUUUCAUUUGGGUCCUUAGGGAGUACGACUCAGUGGAGCCAAUCAUAUUGUCAGUGGACGAAUCGCAAGAAGUAACAAUUUCCGAAGUAGCAGAAGCUUUGGUAAAGGCAUUUGACUUUAAAGGAAAAAUCGUGUACGAUACUUCAGCUGCAGACGGACAAUAUAAAAAGACAGCGAGUAACGCGAAGUUGAGAACUUAUUUACCUGAUUUUAAAUUCACUCCCUUUGAUCAGGCUAUUAAAAAGACCGUUGAAUGGUAUCAAGAUAAUUAUGACCAGGCCAGAAAUUAGGAAAUUUGUGUCUGAUCUACUGUCAUCACGAUAAUUGCGUAAAAAAUGGUGCCGCGAACCAGCAGUUCCGAAAAUCGAUUUCAUUUCGUAAAGCUUUGAAACCCUACUAAUGUCUUCUAUAUGACAAUAAUCUUUCUAGUAAAAGUAAAACAUAAAAAUAUGAAUAGCUAGAUGAUUUUAGCAACUACAUCGUGUUAUGUUGAUACAUUAUAAUUUGUUGCAAUCAUAGAAUCUAUUUAUUACAGCAGUCGUUAUCAUGUUAGAUUUUAUUUUCAACCCACUACUUGAAACCUAAUUAACGGUGACAUGAAAGGGCUUCAACGAAUUUGCGCUGCACCUGAUUCGCGUUACUGGAGACUGUAAAAACGUGAUUAACCGUAACCAUACAAGAUUUCGUUUGAUUAUUCGGGACUCUAAGACCAGGGAUAGACUGACAUUUCUAAUAUUUUUUGACUUACUGAAACUGAAAAAAAUGUAUAAAUAAUUGUAUUAUAAUAUGGUAUCUGUAUUUUUGGGAUGAAAAUAAAGUUCAAAUAAUGCUCAGCGUGAAA
Neodiprion fabricii is the source of this 1682-nucleotide messenger RNA. RefSeq names its product probable GDP-L-fucose synthase (gene Gmer). The coding region runs from base 163 to 1131 and encodes 322 amino acids. Gene Ontology annotation, biological process: nucleotide-sugar biosynthetic process. The transcript is spliced from 7 exons. The record is from RefSeq and is a predicted model, not a curated record. Gene Ontology annotation, molecular function: GDP-L-fucose synthase activity. Lineage: Eukaryota; Metazoa; Arthropoda; Insecta; Hymenoptera; Diprionidae.